AGAAGAAAAAGACCGGAUGUUUAUGUCAAUGACGUUAGCAGGCGUCAUUUUCAAAGCGCUUAAAGGCCGUUGUCUUGGUGCUGAGUGUUUAACUCUGUACAAACAAUAAAGCACAACUACUACUUCGAUAAACUACACCGGUAACAUUAGCAGGAUGGGUUCACGCUAACACCUAACCGGCUUGUGUGAAGGACUGUUUUCAUAUCAGUGACUGGAAGCUGGAAAUAUUAUGGACAACCUGGAUUUCUCAGAGGAGGAAAUUCAAGAACAGUUAGCCCUCCUUGGCUACAAAAACAUACCAAAGCACAGGCUGCGUGAAUUUAAACAAGAUCUGGAUGAGCUGGUUCGACGAGGGGAGUGGAAAGGCCUUUCCUCAUCAAAUGAGAUAAAUGCCAAAUCUCAGGCAACUACACCUCAGCCAAGUCCUCCUGCCUAUACCAAAGAAAAGGUUAGUCCACACUACUUUAAAGGCACUGGUGAAGCAUUCUUCCUACAUGCAGGCAGUACAGACCAUGCCAGAAAGACGCUCAUCAACUGUUAUAACGGAGACUAUGACUCGUACGCUCAACACUCGGUGGCCCAGAAGCUCAAGCUCCCUCCAGGUGCUCCAAGCAGGCUUCAGGUGGAGCAAGAUCUUGAGGAUACCACCCACUCACCACUCACAGAUAGCUAUACAUCUUCCCCAGACACUCAGGGGAGACACUUCAUCAAGAGAAAAGUUCUGAGGAAGCACAAAGGACAGUCACUUGUCUGUGAUGAAUCAGUCUACAGUGAAGACUCAGGUACAGCGAGCUGUCUGGAAGAAAGACUGGCUCAACUUCAUUUAGCCACAUCACCUGAGCAGGAGUCACCUGAGUCAGACAAUGAAGACCUGGACGAUCAGAGCGACACUCAGACCUCUGAGAGUGAAAGAGUGUCUUUAAGCGCUUUUGAAUCGUACAUGAAAGGCAUGACUCGAACUAAGAGUGAUGGUGAUAUAAGGCCAAAACCAAAGUCCUUCAUCCGGCCAGUGAUGAGUCAACAGACCAUAAAGAAGACUGACCCAGUAGCCAAGUAUUUCCAGUACAAGCAGCUCUGGGAGAUGUUCAAACUUUCAGGAGAGAAGGACAGGAGGGCACUGCGCUCAGAGAUUAAGCAACGGCUCACAUAUCAGCCUCCAGCACCUAAACCUCGGAGAGUUUACGUACCCAACACCUACAUCGUGCCAACAGAGAAGAAACGGUCAGCGCUUCGCUGGAAGAUCAGGAAUGAUUUGGCCAGUGGUCUCCUUCCAUACAAAUGUAGCUAAUGAUUACACUCUGCAUGUUGUUUUUACAUAUUUUUAUUAAAUUUUUGCAUUUUUUUUAUCA
Messenger RNA from Oreochromis niloticus (Nile tilapia), 1349 nucleotides. RefSeq names its product HYLS1 centriolar and ciliogenesis associated (gene hyls1). The record is from RefSeq and is a predicted model, not a curated record. Bases 230 to 1288 code for a protein of 352 amino acids. The transcript is spliced from 12 exons. Gene Ontology annotation, biological process: cilium assembly. Gene Ontology annotation, cellular component: centriole; non-motile cilium. NCBI's taxonomy places the organism in Eukaryota, Metazoa, Chordata, Actinopteri, Cichliformes, Cichlidae.